Guillardia theta CCMP2712 is the source of this 1239-nucleotide messenger RNA. RefSeq lists its product as hypothetical. The transcript is spliced from 2 exons. The coding region runs from base 1 to 1239 and encodes 412 amino acids. Lineage: Eukaryota; Cryptophyceae; Pyrenomonadales; Geminigeraceae. The record is from RefSeq and is a predicted model, not a curated record. Gene Ontology annotation, molecular function: aspartic-type endopeptidase activity. Gene Ontology annotation, biological process: proteolysis.
AUGCAGGGAUGUACGGGGCAGGACCUUAUCAGCUUCGGGCCGUACACCGUCGAGACCCGCCUCGGGUUGAUCACCUCUUGCAACAAGCAGAUCUGCAAGCGGGUUGACGGCAUCCUGGGCUUCGGUUGGCAGGAUACACCAGGGAGUCCCUCCCUGUUCAAGACGCUGACACAGUCGGCGAGAAGUGAGUGGGAGAUCGAGCAGCCUUACGAGUUCCAGCCCAUGCCGCGCUUCUUCGCCAUGGCAGUCAACGAGUGGAAAGCUGAGAUCCAGCUGGGGGACUACGACCCUUCCUCAGUGUCGGGACCGGUCGCAUGGCUGCCGAUGAAGGGCAUCGACUAUGGUGUGCAGGUCGCGUCGAUCUCAUACGGUGAUGGCAGCGAUGCGGUGGAGCUGCUGAGCUUCACGAACAAGGACAGGAAGUUGGGGUACAUCGGCAAGUUCGACAGCGGGACGACCUGCAUCCUGAUGCCCAACACGACAGUCGGGAAGCAGCUGGAGUUUAGUCCCUUCGAGAAGCUCCUGCACAUGCAGCUCAAGGGGAUUAAGAGGAGCCUGUACUUCACCAUCAUCGACGAGGACGGUGCUCCCCGCAAGUUUGAGAUUGAGUACGAGGGAUGUGUGGAGCCUUCGGAGGAACGCCUUAUCCUCGGGGACCCUUGGUUUCGCAAGUUUGUCGUCAUGCACGAUCUGCGGAAGAUGGACAAGCCGAGGAUGGGGCUGGCGGUGAGGUCGGCAGACUACACGCUCAAGGACGAGAUCGACGAAGAUUACCUCGGGGCUUUCUCCUACGACAAGGACGUCGACAAGCUGCGUGCUGCCGUCACGCCAACGACAAGUUUGAAGAGCUCGCGCGGCCAGAAGAAGUUCCUCAAGCACUUGAGGCAGGCGGUGAGAGAGGAGAAGAGGAGACUGUCGCACAACCAGGUCUACAAGCUCUCAGCGAGUAGAGGAUACUUGCCCAAGCCAUCCCCGUCUUCCUCCUCAACCUUGUCGUUCUUGGAGCCUGAGUACAGAUGGGAGGAGGAGGACAGGCUGGAGAAGGUUCGCAUGGAAACCAACAAGAUCGUGUACGCCAUCGACAUCGGAGUUGGAACCCCGCCUCAGAAGAGGAGGCUCAUCUUCGACACGGGCUCGUACAUGCUCGCUGUGUUCGCAGCACCGGCUUCCUGCAGCUCUGAUGACGUCAUCUCCAGCAUGCAGGUGAAACUCAAACGUGACUUGCGCCUCUCCUCCUGA